Molecule: messenger RNA, 4970 nt
Organism: Astyanax mexicanus (Mexican tetra)
Lineage: Eukaryota; Metazoa; Chordata; Actinopteri; Characiformes; Acestrorhamphidae
Gene: prrc1
Product: proline-rich coiled-coil 1
Exons: 9
Coding region: 123-1475 (450 amino acids)
Biological process (GO): activation of protein kinase A activity
Cellular component (GO): cytoplasm
Molecular function (GO): protein kinase A regulatory subunit binding
Source: RefSeq, a predicted model, not a curated record
ACGUCUAUUCAACGCGGCCAUUUUCGACGAGGGUCGGUAGAGUUGGGGUCUGGAGUUGGUGGAUGUGAUUUCGUGUUGUGUGGGUUUGAUUAAGGAGACAAAAGCGCCAGGAUUGAGGAAAGAUGAUGGAAGAGAGUGGAAUAGAGACUACCCCACCAACCACUCCUCCACCUCCCCCCAGUGUGGCCGCUGCUGUUAGUCCUCCUCCUCUCACAGUGGGUCUGUCUGCUCCACUGACCCUUCCCAACACCACAGGCAUCUCCAGCUUUGUCCCAGAAGGCUACUCCACUCCAGUACGCCCUGCAGCAGUGACCUCCACCCUGCCUCCAAUUCAUUCCUCUGCUCCUCCUCCGUUUACUCUCAGCCCCAUGAACCCUCUGUCCACAGCUUCCCCAGCCACUGCUCCUCCACUGGGUGGAGGUGUGCCGUACAGCAGUCCCAUGGCCCACUUCUCCUCCCCAGCUAUGGCUCCUCCUCUCAGCUCCACUGCACCUCCUCCAGGACCAGCCUUUACUGCUCCACCUAUGGGCCCACCCACAACCGGCUUUGCUAUGAGUGCAGGCUAUGAUAUUACUCGUGGACACGCUGGUCGCACGCCACAGACGCCACUAAUGCCUAGCUUUUCCAGUGCACCUCCCAUGCCAGGUGUGGUUACAAACCCAAUGAUGCAACAGCCAGUCAUGUCAGGUGGUCUGGAGGUGGUGUCCCCCAUUACCUUCCCAGAGGACCAUGAGGAUCCCAGAAUCACUCCAGAGAACCCUUCUGGAGGAGGAAUUUGGGGCUUCAUCAAGGGUGUGGCGGGUAACCCCAUGGUGAAGAAUGUUCUGGACAGAACCAAACACUCUGUGGAGUCCAUGAUCACUACACUGGACCCUGGAAUGGCUCCAUAUAUUAAAUCAGGAGGUGAUGUGGACAUUGUGGUGACGUCGGAUAAGGAAGUUAAAGUUGGAGCGGUACGAGACGCCUUCCAGGAGGUGUUUGGCCUGGCCAUGGUGACUGGAGAGGCAGGCCAGUCCAAUAUUGCUCCUCAGCCAGUGGGUUAUGCAGCAGGAGUGAAGGGAGCCCAGGAGCGCAUUGACAGUCUGCGGCGCACUGCCAUAAUCCACGAGAAACAGCCUGUGGUGUCCGUGGAGAACUUCAUAGCUGAGCUCUUUCCAGACAAGUGGUUUGAUAUUGGCUGUCUAAUUCUGGAUGACCCAGGCAAUGGCAUUCACAUCGAGGCUUUCACACAGGCUACUCCCGUGGCCCUGGAAUAUGUACAACAGGCGCAGUCUCUCACUCCUCCAGACUACAGCCUGCGGUGGUCUGGCCUGCUCGUGACCGUGGGAGAGGUGUUGGAGAGGAACGUGCCCAACGUUAGCCGGACAGACUGGCACCUGGCCUUUACUGGCAUGUCCCGCAGACAGAUGAUCUACAGCGCUGCCAAAGCUCUGGCUGGAACGUACAAACUGCAGCUGCCCCCCAGGACGGUAUGAGUUUACCUGAACGCCCCUCAAAUCAAAUUUCCCCACAAAGCAGGUUCACUGCCUGUAAGAAUGACACGCCUGGCAGCCUAUAGAAACUCUUUUCCCAUCUGUUGUACAGAGGAUGUGUCCUGUCCGUUUCUAGCACAUGCUUUAAAUCAUGAGGGAAUAUACCUGGGUUUUGGAGUUCAUUGACUGAAGUAGAGCAAAUCAAAUCAUAAAAGUUCACAGUUCAAAAUUGAUCAGUGCUGCUAUAAAGGUCUGAGCAGAUUUGGUCCUUCUUUCAUGCAUUUAUAUACAAUGUUCAUAUAAACACAUAUAUAAAUAUAGUUUAACAUAAUGGCAGUGUCACGCGAAAAUAACUUUACUUUGUGUAAUUAUAUGGUGAUAGAUUGAUCAAAAGAAAUGCUCUACUCUUUUCACAUUUGCUGAUGGUUUAGCUUUUUUUUGGUUUGUUUUUUGGCAUGACAUCUGUGAUUGUUAUUACAAACUAUUUGCCAACGUUUAUGCAAUUUGUCCUCUGAGUAUGUUUGUAAGGUUCUAUAUUUAAAGUAUGCACAUCGUUCGAUCUCGCAUUUGAAUCCACUGCCAGUUCAGAGAGAUCUGCGUGUAAACAAAGUGCAUUUGGCCAAUCAUCACAACAUUGAACAUUUUGAAUAAUGCUAAAUAUCGCUUAUUAUUUUUGUCUACAACAUUACAGAUAUCAAGAUAUUUGGGGGGGGUAUUUGUAAAACAAUUUUAAGGUUGGCAGGUCUGUUAGUAUCGUGUAAAAUGUCUGCUAGGUUUUGCUAGACUUUGAAAGGCAUCCUAUGCAUUAAGAAAGUACCACUAGAUGGCUAUAUUGAGUAAAUAAGUAGAUUCAGAAGUGGAACAGAACACGGACCAUACACCUUUGAGCCAAGCUUUGCCCAUUACACAAUGAAGUAUAUUGUUCUAAAAUAAGUCAUCCCAAUCCGUAUUCCAGAUAUAGGAUACUAGUAUAAAAAUAUACUACAAUAUAAUUACGCUUAUUACAAUUGAGCUUAAUGCAGUUGUGAAUUGAGGCUGAUUUAGAUUGGAAAACAAUACAUAAAAAAGGUGUUGUAGAGUUAAUUUGAUGGUUUUGUAGAUGUAGUAAAAGAGUGAAUUCAUGUCCUCGAUUACAGAUUUGAUCCUUCCCUGAUGUGUGUCAUGCAGGCGGCUAUUUAUAGCCUAUCCCGCUGUGUACGCCUUUGUUAGCACAGACUAUUAAUCACAUCAAGUGUCAGAAAUAUCCGGUGGGGAAUGUUGGAGCUCAGGUCAAUUUGAAAUAAUGUGAUUUGUUAGACAGGUUCUUCAAACACUUUAAAGCAGCAUUUUUCAUGCAUCAAUUAAGAGCCAGAUUUAUAUCAUUGUCCCAAACUUUCUCACAUGUUCAAUUUAAUAUGGUAACUUUAGCUCUGUCAUGACAGUUGUUAUUAAUUUAUCAUAUAAUAAAUGUAGAGACAUAAUCUUACCCAUUAACAUUCAUUAACGAACUGAUAUGUUGACUAAAAAUAGCUAUUUUAUUUGAUUUAUGUUUUAGGAUAUUUUAAAAUAUUCAUAUUCCAAUUUCCUUUGUUUGAAUUAUCUUCAUGAUGAGCAGUUGUAUGUGCAUUAUUGUGCUAUUAUAGAAUCAUUUCACUAGCAUAAAUCGGUACAAUAAUGAUAGUAUUGUUUAUCACACUUAUUUGUGUGCGAGUGACAGUCCUAGUUAAAUGAAUAACUUUUACUUUUUAUUUAUGCAUGAAAGUUGGGCCAAAUCAAGUCUUAACAUUUUUGAACCCAGUUUAUCACAGAUUUUCAAUUCAGAGGCAAAAAAAACCUCAGGGAGAUAAGACAAGAGGACUGACGACCCCUAUGAAAUAUUCCCGACCUCUAACAUUUGUAAAUGUUUGUAUUGUUUUUGAAUUGUCACUCAGUCUGUCACCUUUGAUUGUUGUUUGCCCUUUUUAAAGCACAAAUUGUGCAGUGUAAAUAGAGUAAAUAUGUGGUAUUCUGUUACCAAAGGACAUGUAUACUGCUGCAGCGCAAGUGCUUUUGAAAGAAGAGAGGUGCAUUUUUUAUUUUAUUAAGGGUUUUCUUUUUUUAUUUUUUGCUUUCAGUGAAUCAAGUGUUAAGGUUGUCCAUAACAUUAUCUAAACUUCACCAGAAUCAUCAUGUUACUACGUUAUUCUAGCUUGAAGAGUGCAGAAUCUAAUAUUUGCACACAUUGUAAGCCUAAAAACUGUGUCUUUACAUUUAGUGACUGUACAUAAGCAUGGACAGUGCAACACCGCUCAAAAGUGAUUCCUUCACAGGUCUAGCGCCUCUGCUGGCCAGUUGCAGUAUGAUUUGUAGCUAUGGCCAUCCCUAUAUAUUUCAAUGAUAAAACAGCCUGUUUUUCAUCUAUUUUUUUUUCUCUAAACUGUCUUUUUAGCUCCAGUAUCUAAUUCCAGCAUUUAGGUUUUUCUGUGCUAAUAUUGGCACUUUUUCCAUCACAGUUUUUAAUAUUAUUGUGUUCAUUGACUCUCUCAGCACCUCGGGGGUGAAACUGAACCGCAGUAUCUUUGGUUCAUCUUUUGAAACGUUACUCUUCUUGGACAAACAAAGGUUUCAGGCUUUGCUGAAAACUCAAUGUAGGCAGUCUGAGACACUUGUUCUUGAAGUCUUUGAGAAGUCAUGGUUUGAUAAGGUCCAUUUUUUUUAAUGAUGUAAAUAAAGUCAUUGAAAAUUACUAUUAAGUGCUCAGUUUACCAGACAGGGCUAAGCCUAAUCUUGAAUGAUACAGCAUUUUGAAUUAACUUUUUUCUUAAAGGGAAUGUGUAUUCUGUGACUAGGAUUAGUCCCUGUCCGUGAAACUGACUCAAACGGUUUAAAGAAUGGUUGGCUGGCAUUCAUAAUGUUAAUGAUCUUGGCAUUUGGAACAAACAAAAUUGGUGGUAAUCUUAUUUAAAAUUAAAUUAAAUGAAUUAAGUUUUGUCAGAAUCAAACUACCCAGUACAAAAAAAUGGUCAACACAAUUUCCUUACAGUAAAAGUGAAAACACUGUGCUCAGUUAUAACCUUUAUUAAUUAAAAACUAAUUGAAUGGUUCUCUGUUAAUGUUGAAAUCCGUUUUUUUCUGACUCUUGUCCAUAUUCUGAUGAUACUGAUGUAGGCCCACAGUCUGACCCCCACCUCAGAGUGAUACAGAAGUGAUGCUGAUCUGUGCGUGACCUCUGGGGGGAUUGUCCUGUAACAGCGGCGUGUCUGUAGAGAUAUAAGAUGUGUAGUGCUCUACUGUUUUCUAUCAAUGCCAAAAUCACUGUUAUGUAUGAAAAGAAAGAUGUGUGAUGUAAAUGAAGAGAUUGAAAAAGAUGUAGCAUUGUCUCAGAGCAUCAUCUAGAUGAAGAAAAACAACUGCCUUUAUUAAAAUGUUGUGUUUGCAUUUUUAAAGCAGAUAUGGAUGUUUUUGUCUUUGGACCUCCUUAGAAUUGUACUUCCUGAAGGUGCCUUCUGCCAGCAGAAGAGUAAAGACCUUUUUGGUAAA